UUUACACACUUCCAAUUUCCCUACUUUGAUUACUCAAGCUAGAUAUGGCUAUUAUCCGUUCGAAAAUCGGAAUAAUUGGUGGUGGAAUAAGUGGCAUAGCAGCCGCUAAACAACUAGCCAAGUACGAUCCAAUCGUGUUCGAGGCAACGGACUGUAUAGGAGGGGUGUGGAAACACUGUUCUUAUAGGUCCACUAAAUUGCAAACCCCUCGAUGUGAUUAUGAGUUCUCUGAUUUUCCAUGGACUCAAAGGGAUAAUACCAAUUUCCCUACUUAUGAGGAAAUAUUAGACUACUUAUACUCUUAUGCUAAACAUUUUGAUGUCUUGAAAUUCUUCAACUUCAACUCUAAGGUUGUGGAAAUUAAGUUCGUAGGUGAUCGAGAAAUGAAUUAUUUUGGUGAAUAUGGAAGUUUGUUGACUGGCAAUCCUGUCUGGGAAGUUGCUGUUCGUAACAAUCAAUCUCAAACCAUACAGUGGUAUGCGUUUGAUUUUGUGGUGAUGUGCACGGGUAAAUAUGGAGAUAUCCCAAAUAUACCAAAUUUUCCAGAAAAAAAAGGGCCACAAGUGUUCAAUGGUCAAGUUCUUCAUACCCUUGAUUACUCUAAACUUGACCAAGAAGCAUCUACUAAACUUAUGAAAGGGAAGAAAGUUGUUGUUGUUGGCUAUAAAAAAUCAGCUAUUGAUCUUGCUGUUGAAUGUGCUGAAGCUAAUCAAGGACCUGAAGGGCAACCCUGUACAAUGGUUGUAAGGACUUUGCAUUGGACAGUUCCACACUACUCUAUUUGGGGUUUGCCAUUUUACUUGUUCUAUUCAACUAGAUCUUCUCAGUUUCUCCAUGAAAGACCAAAUCAAGGCUUGUUUAGGACCUUUCUUUGCCACAUGCUUUCUCCCAUGAGAAGAGCAGCUUCUAAAUUAAUCGAGUCGUAUUUGGAAUGGAAACUUCCACUAGAAAAGUAUGGACUGAAGCCAGAACACCCUUUUGAGGAAGAUUAUGCAUCAUGUCAGAUGGCUAUCUUGCCUGAGAAUUUCUUCACUGAGGCUGAUAAGGGUAAAAUCAUGUUCAAAAGAACAUCAAAGUGGUGGUUCUGGGAAGGAGGAGUUGAAUUCGAGGACAACACCAAGUUGGAAGCUGAUGUUGUCAUACUUGCAACUGGUUUUGAUGGGAAGAAAAAGAUCAAAGCUAUAUUACCUGAUCCCUUUCGCAGUCUGGUAGAGUUACCCUCAGGCAUGAUACCCUUGUACAGGGGUACAAUCCACCCGUUGAUUCCAAAUAUGGCUUUCGUGGGCUACCUUGAAAGUGUUUCAAACCUGCAUUCAGCUGAGAUACGUUGCAUAUGGCUAUCACGACUUGUUGAUGAUCUGUUUAAGCUUCCAUCUGUUGAGAAAAUGCUUGAACAGAUAACACAAGAGAUGGAGAUCAUGAAGAGGACGACAAGAUUCUACAAGAGAAAUUGCAUCUCCACUUUCAGUAUUAACCAUAGCGAUGAAAUCUGCCAAGAGAUGGGAUGGCGAUUUUGGAGGAAGACGAACUGGUUGGCUGAAGCCUUUACCCCCUACAACAGCCAAGAUUAUGCAGAGGAGAAGUAGCUUCAUUCAGUAACAUUUGAAAGUUUCCUACUUAAUUAGCCUAUUAUUUCUUGUAUACCUACUGCUUAUGCAGCGCAUAUUUAUCUACUCAUUAUAAGGAAUAAACAUCACAUGUAUGAAAGGUCAAGCAAGGUCUAUUUUUAUCAGUAAAAGUAAGGAAUAAAGAUUAAUAUUUCAAGAUCA
Solanum tuberosum (potato) is the source of this 1769-nucleotide messenger RNA. RefSeq names its product probable flavin-containing monooxygenase 1. Gene Ontology annotation, molecular function: flavin adenine dinucleotide binding; NADP binding; N,N-dimethylaniline monooxygenase activity. The transcript is spliced from 4 exons. Lineage: Eukaryota; Viridiplantae; Streptophyta; Magnoliopsida; Solanales; Solanaceae. Bases 45 to 1586 code for a protein of 513 amino acids. The record is from RefSeq and is a predicted model, not a curated record.